AUCUCUUUCGCCAUUUCCACUUUGCACUUGAACACCACCACCACCACCACCACUCCAGCUUCGUCGCGUGAAACACCCCUCUUUGAACGCCCUACCCAUCACCAACAAUUAGUUUCCCCGAGUCGAGCCCUACCAAUAUCGACAUCGAGAUAUGAGUCGCGCCAACAAACUUGGCCCUGAAGUGAAUCGAGCUUUGUUCGUAAAGAAUCUAAGCUACAACGUAACUCCGGAGGAGCUCUUCGACCUCUUUGGAAAGUACGGACCUAUCCGUCAAGUUCGCCAGGGCAUUGCGAGCAACACAAAGGGCACCGCCUUCGUUGUCUAUGAGGACGUAAUGGAUGCGAAGCAGGCGUGCGAUAAGUUGAAUGGUUACAACUUUCAGAACCGCUACCUCGUUGUACUAUACCACCAGCCCGACAAGAUGAACAAGACAAAAGAGGACCUCGAUGCUCGCAAGGAGAAUCUAGAACGCAUCAAGAGGCAACACGGGAUCGAUUGACAGUUAGACGGGCCUACGGACAGCCUCCGAAUUCGACAACGAUCGUCUGGAGGCCCGUCUUCUAUGAAUACUUCCUCCUCCAAGACCAGGGCGGCGCCGCGCACGACGGCGCCGAGCACACCGGCUUCGAGUAGAUCAGCACCACCGGCUGCUUCGAGCAGAUCAUCGCCGCCGGGACCGACCCGAAAGAAGGACAGGUCGCCGUUGACCUUUUACGCGCGGAGCUCCAUCCCUCACUUUGUGCGCAAGCUGCUUCCCACCGUCCCAGAGUGCGCCUAAACGAUAAACCCCUGUUAUCACAAAUCGGAUCCCCCCAGUGUACGAAUGACAACAGAAGAGAUUCCACGAACGACGCGCAGUAUCUCGUACACGCGGCCGGAUUCGGCUCUGGCGAUAGGCUUUGUGUACCUUUGCCAUAAUCCUCUCAUCACGAAGCCUCUUACCGAAACAUCAUACAUCAUCAUUAAACUCGUUUUCUUACGGAUCGAUUUUGUUAUUUUUGGCGCUGCUCCCUCAUUGUUGUUGCGUUGGCAUGGGGAAAUGCGACGGGGUUAAAGGUGUGAUGGUUUGAUGGACUUUUUUUGCUUUUUAUACUCUUUUAGGUUGGGCUUCAGCUGUAAAGCCCUUGGGCGCGCGCAAUGCUUUCAUGGCCGCUUGGCUGCUGGCCUUCCUUUGCUCCCCGGCUGUCUUUAUCCUAGGGGAGGAUUUCAUCAUGACUUUCCAACUACUGAACUGGCAUUGGGAUGCGGGAACAACUGAAUUGAUGGCGACACAGAAUCCCCAUGGCGCAAGAAGCCGUGAGAGGAGAUUGCGACGAGAUAAUUGCAAACCUAGUCAUUACCCCUUCGUCACUGUAUUUUGGAGUGUUGGCGUUGUCCCACUACUUGGUCAGACGCUCGCUCAGAAUCCACCUAUUUCCUGCACCCUGAUGAUGGUUGUUGCUCGUGAACCUUGAUAGACAAUUUUUACGCGACACAAAUAACACUCGGCAAAAGGAUAUCAC
Messenger RNA from Neurospora tetrasperma FGSC 2508, 1502 nucleotides. RefSeq lists its product as uncharacterized. Gene Ontology annotation, molecular function: mRNA binding. The record is from RefSeq and is a predicted model, not a curated record. Gene Ontology annotation, cellular component: ribonucleoprotein complex; nucleus; cytoplasm. Bases 152 to 499 code for a protein of 115 amino acids. The transcript has 5 exons. NCBI's taxonomy places the organism in Eukaryota, Fungi, Ascomycota, Sordariomycetes, Sordariales, Sordariaceae.